Molecule: messenger RNA, 1279 nt
Organism: Colletotrichum phormii
Lineage: Eukaryota; Fungi; Ascomycota; Sordariomycetes; Glomerellales; Glomerellaceae
Product: oxidoreductase
Exons: 1
Coding region: 265-1131 (288 amino acids)
Cellular component (GO): cytoplasm
Molecular function (GO): alcohol dehydrogenase (NAD+) activity
Source: RefSeq, a predicted model, not a curated record
GCUGGAAUCUUGGUUUCUUUUAGAUCAUAUGUAAUAGCUAACUACUUGUCUAGCCAAAUCAAGCUUAUCACCCGCCCCCCAAUUCUCUUAUUCUCUUAUUCUCUUGCCAAUUACAACGUGGGACGGCCAUUCUUAUUCAUCGUGACUUGGAUGAGAUACACAACAUCAUCCUCAAUCAGCUGAAGCUACACAGACCACAUCCCACCACCUUCUCACGCCCAACGACCAGAAGCUCACCAAAUACAAACACCACAAGCAAACAUCAUGUCCCGCCCAUGGAUCCUCAUCGCCCCCGCCUCCCGCGGCAUAGGCGCCCACCUAACCCGCCACCUCCUCCGCACAUCCACCGCCCCGAUCCUCGCCACAUGCCGCUCCGCCGACACCACCGCCGUAAAACACUCCAUCCUGUCCUCCCUAACAUCUGACGACCAAAAGAUAUCCCACUCCUCCCCCGCCGCAAAAGAAACAGAAGACCUUGCCUCCCGCCUCAAGAUAAUCCGCCUCGACGUCACCUCGGAACCCACAAUCGCCGCCGCCGCCGCCGAAGCAGCGACCUUGUUCCCUUCCUCGACGCACCACCUCCGCCUCGCGCUCGCUACGCCGGGGAUCCUGCACCCUGAAAAGAGUCCCUCGCAGAUUGACCAUGACGAUGCCCUGGAAACGUUUCGGGUGAAUACCCUGGGGCAGAUGAUGCUCAUGAAGCACUUUUCCCCCUUUCUCCCCAAGAAAUCUGUAAAGUUCUCGACAUCGACAGAUGAUGCUGAAUCGAGAGGUCUGCCUCCAGGCCACGCCGUCUGGGCAGCCAUGUCGGCACGCGUAGGUUCCACGGCGGAUAACCGCAAGGGCGGGUGGUACAGCUACCGCGCCUCCAAGGCGGGCGUCACUUCGUUGGCGAAAUCGCUCGAUCUCUGGCUGGCUGCACGGAGCGGCGAGAGGGCCAUGGCUGUUGCGUAUCAUCCGGGCACCGUCAAGACUGGGUUAUCAAAGGGAUUCUGGGAUACGGUGCCUGAGGGGAAGCUGUUUGAGCCCGAGUAUGCGGUGGAGAGGAUGUGUAAGGUUCUGACGGAGGAAGUUGGGAUUGAAGGGAGGGGUAGGUUUUGGGAUUGGGCUGGUAAGGAGAUUUUGCCGUGAGAAACGGGAGUUAUAACUGCUGUAUGAUGGAGAAAGGGAGACGGGGUGCCGUAGAUGGGUAUAUAGACCCUCAAAGGUGGGAGUGAUAUGAUCGUUCAAGAUAUCAAAGGGGAGACGAAAAGGCAGAUUUAGCAUCGUCAUCAUUCCA